Molecule: messenger RNA, 1470 nt
Organism: Rhodofomes roseus
Lineage: Eukaryota; Fungi; Basidiomycota; Agaricomycetes; Polyporales; Fomitopsidaceae
Product: Pkinase-domain-containing protein
Exons: 6
Coding region: 1-1470 (489 amino acids)
Biological process (GO): protein phosphorylation
Molecular function (GO): protein kinase activity; ATP binding
Source: RefSeq, a predicted model, not a curated record
AUGCCGCCUGCUGCGCGCCCUGUCGAUGCUGGUUCCGCUUCGGACACGGACAGUGAUGACGAGUUUUUCUUCCCGCAACCUCCCCCAUCUGACGCACCGUCGCCCCCCGGAAGUUACGACUCGUCCAGGACCCCUCCGGCGAACUUCCCUCCGCCGCCUGACUUCCCCCCUCCUCCGUUCCCUGGUCAGACUCCACGGCGGCAAUACCCGCAUCUCGACAUUGGAAGCAACAAGGACGUGCGUAAAAGCACGUUUGACGACGAUGUCGAUACGACGUGGGCUCCCCGUCCGCCGCCAGAAGCUGUCCUCGAGCGCAUCGAGGACUUCUUCCCGGCUCAUGAUCUCGAUCGACCGGUCAUUGAGAUGCCUUCGGGCGGCACGUCCCCCACUACCACUGAGAACCCCAUCCCGGCGCCGCAGCGCAACAAGCACAAGAAGUCUAUUCGUGUUGUGGCCGCGGAGCUCAAGAAACGCGCGUCGCGGAUGGAGUCCUCUGUGCCUGCUGUUUUGCGGAAGCGGAACACCAAGCUGUGGGGCAGCAAGGUCGAGGAAGUCACGACGGAGGCUGAGGUGGCUCCUGUGCCUUGCGAGGCGUCGCCUGGGGGUGCUGUCAAGCCGAUCUUCCGGUGGAUCCGUGGUGAACUGAUCGGAAAGGGCACAUACGGCAAGGUGUACCUCGCACUCAACGCUACGACUGGCGAGAUGAUUGCUGUCAAGCAAGUAGAGAUACCUAGAACCGCCAGCGACAUCAGCGACACGCGCCAGGUCACCGUUGUAGAAGCAUUGAAGCUAGAAAGCGAGACAUUGAAAGAUCUGGACCACCCGAAUAUCGUGCAGUACCUUGGGUUCGAAGAAACGCCGACGUUCUUGAGCAUCUUCUUGGAGUACGUUCCUGGUGGAUCUAUUGCCAGCUGCCUACGCAGAUACGGCAAGUUCGAGGAAGAAGUCACGAAGUCUUUUAUGAGCCAAAUCUUGUCUGGCUUGGAAUACCUCCACGGCAAAGGCAUUUUGCAUCGAGAUCUGAAAGCGGACAACAUCCUAGUCGAGACGAACGGCAUCUGCAAGAUCUCCGACUUCGGCAUUUCGAAGCGCACAGACGAUGUCAACCAGGCUGGCAACUACACGUCGAUGCAGGGUACGGUGUUCUGGAUGGCGCCUGAGGUCAUCAACUCCCAGAAGGGAGGGUACAACUCCAAGGUCGACAUUUGGAGUGUUGGCUGUGUCGUCUACGAGAUGUGGACAGGACAAAGGCCUUGGAACGGUCAAGAGGCGAUGGCAGUUUUGCUUCACUUGUACCAAAAUCGUCAAUCUCCACCCCUGCCUGAGACCAUCACGCUGUCUCCGUUGGCUGAUGACUUCCGUCAGAAAUGUUUUGCUAUGGACCCCGCACUACGACCGAGUGCAGCUGAACUGCGGCAACACCCAUAUCUCGAACUCCAGCCGGGCUGGAAGUUCCCUGGUUUCCAGUAG